Molecule: messenger RNA, 2880 nt
Organism: Malus domestica (apple)
Lineage: Eukaryota; Viridiplantae; Streptophyta; Magnoliopsida; Rosales; Rosaceae
Product: disease resistance protein RPV1-like
Biological process (GO): defense response; signal transduction
Molecular function (GO): ADP binding
Source: RefSeq, a predicted model, not a curated record
UACGGAUUGAUACCAUGAAUAGGUGAAUAGCUGUAAUCACUGCUAAUAAGUCAUUGUUAUAAUCUGUUGCAUAGUCUUUGUCUUUUCAUGUUCAUUUCCUUCCUCUUUUCCUUUCUUUCCCUUUUUAAACUGACAAAGAACUCCAAUACUCUCAUAGAGAAUUGUUGCAUCCAACAAUUUCUUUGUCACCUGAUCAUUCAUCUACUACCUCAGGCCACUUUCAGCUGGAACACCUGACUCUCUUGGUCUUUACCAUUUGAAGACAGGAGACUGUUAGAGUUUAAUAGCUGUACUAGCUAAUCACCGCCAAGAAAGUCAUCGUAUGCAAUUUGCGGCCAGAACUCCAAGUCCAGUAUCAUCGGUUCGGCAACACAAACACAGCCACUGCCAUUUUUUCCGUCGUGAUCUUAACCACUGCAACGCCAUUACGGUGGAUACCGUCAUGACGGCCCAUGAAGCCUCCUCUUCAUCCUCCUCCGAGUCAAAACUUUGGAAUUACGACGUGUUCUUGAGCUUCAGUGGCGAAGACACGCGCCAUGGCUUCACGGGCAACCUCCACGCGACUUUAAAAGACCGGGGAUUCCAGGCUUAUAUGGAUGAAGACGAUCUAGAAAGAGGGGAAGAUAUAAAAGAGCAACUGUUCCGGGCAAUCGAAGAGUCGAGGAUCUCUAUCAUUGUCUUCUCAAAGAUGUAUGCGGAUUCGAGUUGGUGUCUUAACGAGCUGGUGAAGAUUAUGGAGUGCAAAUCCAAACUGGGUCGACAUGUUUUGCCAAUAUUCUAUCACGUUGAUCCUUCGCAUGUCAGGAAGCAGGACGGAGAUUUAGCCGAAGCAUUUCAGAAACACGAAAAAGACAUCUGUGAAGAACAAGAUGACAAGAAACGUGAAGCUAAACAAAAACAAGCAAAUCAGUGGAGAGAGGCUCUUACAAGAGCUGGAAAUUUGUCCGGCCACCAUCUUCGAAUUACUGACAAUAGGCGGGAAGCAGAGGUUAUUAGAAAAAUUAUUGAGGAGAUUAUUAUGAAAUGGCUUCCGAGAACAAAUGAACUAAAUGUGGCCGAGCACCCAAUUGAAAUCAAAUCUCGCAUUCUACGUAUUAUCAAUCAUCUUUCAGGUGGUGGAUCAAAUAAAGUUGUCAUGGUUGGAAUUUGGGGGAUGGGUGGAUGGGGUAAAACAACAGCCGCCAAAGCCAUUUAUAACCAAAUUCAUGGUGAGUUCCAAUCCAAAAUUUUCCUUGAUGACAUUAGAGACGCUACAAGUAAACAUGGUCUAGUUUAUUUGCAAAAAAAACUUGUUUCUGCCAUCUUGAAAAGUAAGCGUCAAAUAAGAAGUGUUGGUGAAGGUAUUGAACUGAUAAAACAAGAAUUUCAACAUAGAAGGGUACUUCUCAUCAUGGACAACGUAGAUAAAGGGGACCAACUCAAUGCAAUAGCUGGAAAUCAGGAUUGGUUUGGUCCAGGAAGUAGAAUUAUCAUAACGACACGAGAUAAACAUUUACUAAAGAAAGUGGAUGAGAUAUAUGAGGUUCAGAAAUUGAAUGAUGGAGAAGCUUUGAAGCUCUUUAGUUGGCAUGCUUUUGGAAAUAAUUGGCCUGACGAAGGAUAUCUUCAAAUCUCAGAAAAGUUUGUUUCAUACUGUAAAGGUUUGCCAUUAGCCCUUAAAACUUUAGGUUCUUUGUUGUUAAAAAGACCCAUAGAAGAGUGGGAAAGUCAACUGGAGACAUUGGAUCCUGAUGGAGAAAUAAUAGAACAACUAAAAAUAAGCUUCCAAGGGCUAACGGAAAAACAAAAGGCUAUAUUCCUUGACAUAUCUUGUUUCUUUAUUGGAUGGAAUAAGGAAUACGUCGCAAAAGUAUUAGAUGGAAUAAUAGAUAUUAGUAUCCUUUGCGAACGAUGCCUUGUAACUAUUGAACGCAACGUGUUGAAUAUGCAUGAUUUGAUUCGAGAAAUGGCUGGAGUAAUCAUUUCUGAAAAAUCCCCCAGUCAUCCUAGAAAAUGGAGUAGGCUGAGGAAUCUUCAAGAGGUCACAGAUGUAUUGACAAAUAAAUCUGAAUCUGAAGAAAUUGUCGCACUAAUUAUUGAUUUGCAGAGCUCGAACAAUGAUAGUUUCAGUACAGUAGCAUUUGCCAAUAUGAAGAAAUUGAAAUUUCUCCAGCUAUACCACGUAAAACUAGAUGGAGAAUACAAAUAUCUUUCCAAAGAGUUAAAGUGGUUGCGCUGGUAUAGAUGUCAUUUGAAGUCCAUACCAGAUGACUUUUUUCGUCAAGACAAACUAGUUUGUAUAGAUAUGCGGUUUAGCCAACUGGUACAAGUUUGGAAGGGUUCCCAGUCGCUUCGGAGGUUGAAAAUCAUGAAUCUCAGUCAUUCCUAUUCCUUAAUAGAAUCACCAGACUUUUCAAAGGUCCCAGAUCUUAAAGAGUUGAUAUUGGAAAAUUGUGCUAGUUUGUCCGAGAUUCACCCCUUCAUUGGACAGCUUAAAAAUCUCUCUUUGGUAAACCUUAGAAACUGUUACAGUCUUAGUUCUCUUCCAAGUGAUUUCUAUAAGUCCAAAUCUGUUAGGACUCUUUGUCUUAAUAAUUGUCCGAAAUUCGGAGAACUGCAUGAGGAUUUAGGGGAGAUGGAAUCACUGGAAAUACUUGAAGCAGAGGAUACAGCCAUAAGACAUAUACCAACUUCCAUAGCAAGAUUGAAGAAACUCACUCGUUUCUCUGUAAGGUUUGUCUAGAGAACACCCUUCCAUUUGGGGAUUAGCAACCAGGGAUGUGAGAUCACAUGCUUUUGUACUGAAACUAAUUUUUGAAAGGUUGAUUGGUGAACUAAUUUGUUGUAUAAAGGUUACUAAAAUACUUUUUGCAAUAAGCAGUUCAUUCCCUCCUUAGAUUU